Molecule: messenger RNA, 886 nt
Organism: Aedes albopictus (Asian tiger mosquito)
Lineage: Eukaryota; Metazoa; Arthropoda; Insecta; Diptera; Culicidae
Product: zinc finger protein 43
Exons: 4
Coding region: 1-882 (293 amino acids)
Biological process (GO): regulation of DNA-templated transcription
Molecular function (GO): DNA-binding transcription factor activity, RNA polymerase II-specific; RNA polymerase II cis-regulatory region sequence-specific DNA binding
Source: RefSeq, a predicted model, not a curated record
AUGGAAUCUAUGAAAAUUAUUGCCGAUAGUUUAGAAGAUUACUACCUGUGUAAAAAGUGUCAUGAAGUUUUACAAGAAUUCAACGAAUUCAAAACCAAAUGGAACCAAUACCCUAUCAAUGAUUUGGAAUUUCGAGCUAGAUAUCAAUUCAAACAGGUAAACGAUGUAGCAUCAACCAAACAGGAUGGCCGCUCCGAAGAUCAACCAUUGUUGAAUGAAACUGGCACCCAAUUCGAUCGUAGCUCAGAUACAUUGAGAAUUCAACCAUCCAAUAUCAAGAUUGACGACACAUCAAACAAAAUCAGCAAAACCAAACCCACCUAUGUCCGCGAUCGAAGAAAACUGCCAUGCCAUGUGUGCGGUAAGCUAGUUUCGAAUGCUGCCUAUACGGUUCACGUUGCCUUGCACAAUGACAAUACCGAAAGGUUCACUUGUCCGAUUUGCAACCGCUCGUACCGGCAGAACCACAACCUUACGAAGCAUCUCAAUACCCACACCAAAAAAAUUCAAUUACCCUGCCAGGUGGAAAACUGUGGAAAGAUUUUCGAUGUGGCUUCGACACUGAGGAAACAUUCUAUAAUUAUGCACUCGAAUAAGCGGGACCACGAGUGCAACAUUUGCGGUAGGAAAUUUGCCAUAGCCAGUGGACUGAAGGGUCAUAUGCGAACCACGCACUGCACCAAGAAGGUUCACGCGUGUUCCGAGUGUGGCAAAAUGUUCAAGACACCAGGUGAAGUGAAGCUGCAUCAAAAAAUUCACACCAAAAGACAUCCGUAUGAUUGCCCGGAAUGUGGCCAAGCAUUCCCGAAGGCAGCGAUUAUGAAAGAGCACAGAGCAAGUGUACACAAUUUUCCUGAUAUAUCUGUGUUUGAGGAAAGAUAGUAAA